This is a messenger RNA of Quercus lobata, 2703 nucleotides long. RefSeq names its product disease resistance-like protein DSC1. The transcript is spliced from 4 exons. Bases 1 to 2703 code for a protein of 900 amino acids. NCBI's taxonomy places the organism in Eukaryota, Viridiplantae, Streptophyta, Magnoliopsida, Fagales, Fagaceae. The record is from RefSeq and is a predicted model, not a curated record. Gene Ontology annotation, biological process: defense response. Gene Ontology annotation, molecular function: protein binding; ADP binding.
AUGGGUAAAACAACUCUAGCAAGAGUUGUUUACAGUAUGAUUUCUGAUCAAUUUGAAGCAUGUAGUUUUGUUGCUGAUGUCAGGGAAGUUUAUGAUGAAUUUGGCAUACUUCAGUUACAACAAAAACUCUUGAAUGAUCUUUUGAUUCUAAGAGAUAUGAAUGUAAAAGAUGUUGAUAAUGGACUUUUCAUGAUCAAGAAUAGGUUACGUUACAAAAAGAUUCUUCUCGUUCUUGAUGAUGUAAAUGAAUUAGAUCAGUUGAACAAAUUAGGUGUGAAGCAGGAUUGGUUAGGUCCAGGUAGUAGAGUUAUCAUAACAACAAGAGAUGUGAAGUUGCUAAAUACACAUAAAGUAGAUGGAAUAUAUGAGGUUGAAAUAUUGAAUAAUGAUGAAGCUUUUCAUCUUUUUAAUUUGAAAGCUUUUGACAAAGAGCAUCCCACUAAAGAUUAUCUAGAGCUAUCCCAAGGCUUUGUACAUUAUGCUAAUGGCCUUCCUUUAGCCAUUGAGGUUUUGGGUUCCUUUUUGAACGGAAGAAGUACUUCUGAAUGGAAAAGUGAAUUAGAUAGGCUUGGUGAAUUUCCUGAAAGAAAAAUUCUCAAUGUGCUUCAAAUAAGUUUUGAUGGAUUACAUGAAACAGAGAAGGAAAUUUUCUUGAAUAUUGCAUGCUUCUUUAAUCAUAUAAACUAUGAAACUAUUAUAGCAAUAUUAGAUUGUCUUAGGCUUUACCCUGAAAUUGGAUUAAGGGUUCUUAUUGAAAAAUCUCUCAUCAAGUUGCAAAACAAUCAUUUGUGGAUGCAUAAUUUACUCCAAGAAAUGGGUUGGGAUAUAGGAACAAAAGCAAUUCAAGGCAUAGUCUUAAAGUUACCCAAACCAAAAGAGGUACAUUGGGAUCCUGAAUCCUUUUCAAAGAUGCAUCAUCUGAAGUUCCUCAUAAUUAAAAAUUCUCAGCUUUGCCAUGGUCCCAAACAUCUUCCUAAUGACUUAGGAUUUCUUGAUUGGAGUGGGUAUCCUUCGAAAUCUUUGCCAACAAGUUUCCAACCAAAUGAGUUGAUUGAACUUCACAUGUGUUGUAGCAACAUUGAACGACUUUGGAAAGGAACAAAGUCUUGUGAGAUGUUGAAAUUCAUCAAAUUGAAUAGAUCUCUAAAAUUUUUUGAAACCCCUGACUUCACCAAAAUCCCAAUUCUUGAGAAAUUGAUUCUUGAAGACUGUAUAAAUUUACGAAAGAUACAUCCAUCAAUUGGAGUUCACAAAAAGCUUGCUCUUCUUAAUCUAAAAGGUUGCAAAAACCUUAGAAGUCUUCCAGGAAAGUUUGAAAUGGAGUCUCUUGAGAUCCUUAUUCUUUCUAAAUGCUCAAAUUUAAAAAGAAUUCCAGAAUUUGGGGAGACCAUGAAACGUGUAUCAAAACUUUACUUGGAUGGCACUGCUAUUACAAAACUACCCACAUCAAUUGGAAAUUUGAUUGGCCUUUCUUCAUUGGAUGUAAGAGAUUGCAAAAAUCUUAUGUCUCUUCCUAGCACUUUUUUUAAUAUAAAGUCACUUAAAGAUCUCAAUCUUUUCGGGUGCUCAAAACUACUAGAGAACUUGGGAAAUGCAGAAAGUGUUAAGGAGCUUGAUGUGAACGGCCAGAUGCCUUCUUCUAAUGCUCCUUUCGAAAUUUUUAGAAAAAUAGCUUUUGGUGGAUUUCAAUUCGUCCCUUUUUAUUCAACGUCGAGAAGUUCUGAUCCCAUGGGCUUGCUAUCGUCGUCUCUAUUUGGUUUGUCUUCUUUGACCACAUUGAAUUUAAGUAAUUGCAAUCUCAAGGCAAUCCCCAAUGAUAUUGGUUGCUUAUUCUCUUUACAAGAUUUAGAUCUAAGUGGAAAUAAUUUUGGUGGCCUUCCGGAAAGCAUUGCUCACCUAUCUAUUCUGAAACAUUUGAACGUGAAGAAUUGCACGAGUCUUCGAUCAUUUCCGAAUCUUCCAUUAAGUAUAGCUUAUAUAUGGGGAAAUGGUUGUUCUUCAUUGGAAACAGUACCAAAUCUAUUGAAACCAAAUUCUUCAUGUGAGCCAGAACUUGAACUUUCAAAUUGCAGUAAACUGGCUGACAAUCAAGGCUUCAUUGACUUGUUUUUUGCGGGACUCUCUCCUAAAUAUCAAGAUAAUAUAUAUCAGAUUGUUUUUCCUGGAAGUGAAAUUCCAGAGUGGUUUAGCCAUCAAUGUAUGGGGGAUGAAGUGAAUAUAAUGGAACCUUUUUCUCAUUUGCGUAAUGAAUGGAUAGGAAUUGCUGUUUGUGUUGUAUUUUGUUCUGGUCCACAUUUCCAAAUUUACCAUGAAGAGCAAACUAGUAGAACUUUUGGCUAUUUGACAAUCAAUGGAAAACAAACGUUUAUUGGACUAGUUCUUAAUAAGAUUGUUGAUUUAUCAGAUCAUAUUUGUCUAGAUUAUCGUCUUCCUGAAUCCUGCCUGAAUGAGAAGGAUAGAAAAUCAUUGUGGGAAUGUGAUGCAAAUGGAUUCUGUGAGAUUGUAAUUAAAUUUGAAAACACACGUUCAAUCUUGGUGAAGAAAUGCGGGUUGCGUGUGGUAUGCAAGAAAGACAUUGAAGAUCUUAACUGGGCUAUGGCUGAGUGUAGCAACAACAGCAUUAUUCCUUACAAGGGCUUGGAUAUUCCCCAUCAUUAUUUCGACAAUUCAGCAGUGGUAGUGGAAGGUAACCAAAAGGAUUGA